AUGGGCCUCUUCAAGCCAACCGUCACGUUCUUCGGCUUCACCAACUCACCUGCCAUAUUCCAAGCCACAAUCAACAAGCUCUUCCAUGAUCUCAUCCAUGAAGGUGUCGUUGUUGUCCAUCUUGACAACAUUCUCAUCUUCACCAAGACACUUAAAGAGCAUUGUCGUGUAACACAAGAAGUCCUGCGCAUAUUACAGGAAAAUAAGCUCUAUUUCAAACCUGAGAAAUGCAAGUUUGAGCAGAUAAAGAUCAAAUACCUGGGUAUGAUUAUUGAGGAGGGACACGUUUGUAUGGAUCCUGCCAAGUUGGCUUCUGCGUUUUCUACUGCCACUUCAUUAAGGACUUCAGCUGUUGAAUUCUGGCUCUCUGUUUGA
Messenger RNA from Peniophora sp. CBMAI 1063, 375 nucleotides. Lineage: Eukaryota; Fungi; Basidiomycota; Agaricomycetes; Russulales; Peniophoraceae. The record is from the annotation of a GenBank genome assembly.